AAAACCAACUACUUAUUACAAGGUGACUGUUAAAUGUAGUUCUGCUUAACAGAGGUUCAAAUGUAUUGUAAAACUAUGGAAAUAAUGAUAAAAUGGGCUGUCAAAUGGACACAAAUAGUUACUAUUUACAUUUUCCAUUCUUUCUACAGGAAAGUCCCCCUAAGUCUAUCCACGUUAGUUAUGUGAUUGGGGAGUCAGCAAAAUUGAAAUAUAAAUCAAAGGUUCUUGACUUUGACAAUGCAUUGAAGAGGUCACAUUGGGAGAAAAACGCUUCCCUCAUCUCAAGAACAGACAAGAUAUCUUUUGGAAUCAACAAGAAUAAGAGGAAGUUUUGGUUGAAGAUCAAGAAAGUGGAUGUCCAUGAUUCAGGGAUAUAUUCAUUUGUAGUAGAUGGUACUGUUCUUAGGCUAUGGCAGCUGAACAUCCAAGUGGCAGAUUCUUCUCUGAAACACUGUGGAUGGCCGUUUCAUGAAAUAGGUAACAAAGUGUUGUUGUUUACAUUAUUUGCAAUAGCAAGUAUAGUUUAAACAUAUGAUAAUCAAUGAAAAUAUGAUUAUCAUCCACAAAAUAGUAUAUUUAACUGCGGAUAGACCACACCUGCAUAUCGGCUGCACCUCUAACUUUUGAUUAAUUUUGGUGGAAAAGAAUAAUUAGUAAAACGUAAUCAAAACUCAAACCAAAGAUAGGUCAUAAAAUUUAAAAAGCUGGCAUAGAGUAAAAUGAGCAAGAGGUAUAGCACUGACCUUCACUUGGGCUUCCCUCUAUGAUUGGAGUGUUACUAAUUGGGCUAAUGAAGUGAUAAAUAAAUAAAGGAGUAACAAGGAAACAAGUAAUGGAACUAUGCCCUGAAGUGUCUUUCUAGAAUUUCACAAAAUAAGAAUGAAGACAUCUCCAGAUUUA
Molecule: messenger RNA, 900 nt
Organism: Pocillopora damicornis (cauliflower coral)
Lineage: Eukaryota; Metazoa; Cnidaria; Anthozoa; Scleractinia; Pocilloporidae
Molecular function (GO): protein binding
Source: RefSeq, a predicted model, not a curated record